CCUUCCCUCUCCCCCUCCCCCUCCCCAUCAUGUGUGAAGUCGGAAUUAACACUACGGCGGCGCUCGUGGGUUGAGACGACGAGCCAACGGGAAGACGAAGGGAAGCCAAUCAACCCAAAUUUGAAGUGGGGAUGUUUACCGGUCCGAGUCUUGGCCGCGAGGGGGAAUUGUGACAAAAAAUGGCCCACUUGCAGAUACCGGCUGGGCUGCAUCCCUGCACUGCACCGGUGAGGCUCAGUUCUGCAUCUUCGAGACCUGUGCCCGGAGUCGAGUGGCAUCGAGGCAACGCCAGAGACCAAGUGCGGCAUGUGCCGGGGAACAUCACGCCGGCGUGGUCUGGAACCAAUGAGAAAACUUCUCGGUACGGGACGUUGCGUAACAGCAAACACAAAGCCUAUUUUCAGCCUCCGGACUUGAGCCUCAUAUUCCGCGCGCCUUGCGUUUUCUCAACGUCACCUUUGUUUUUCUCCCUUUGGCGACUGCGGCCACGCACUGUCCGAGGCCCCCAAUCCCGGGCUUUUCCACAACGACGGAUUCAGGGAGAGAACGCCGCUCGUGUGGCCGAUUCUCAACACACGGCUAUCGGCACCGUCUUAUACCUUUCAUUGAACAGGACUAGCGUAUGCGCAAUCUGCAUCUCCUUGUUUGUCGGCGGGGCUCGGCCGGCCUAUCGAAACGGCGUGCCCAGUAUCCCGCGUUCUAGAUGGGCCGUCGAAAGGGUAUCUCUCCCGCCUUCUCGGGAACUCGUCAUCUUUUCUGGAAACGCUGGGGGGCUAGCCAGAGCCGGUCAGUGCCUUAGGGCUCUUUGCGUUGUGAUUCGCUCCGUAGAUUGUGGCUUGCGCCUUUCGUGAAAGUACGCCUCUGGCCGCAUGCGUCUCCAACAGAGGCGACUUGUCAUUGUCUAACAAUCCCAACCGAGCGGAAUGAAGGUGUCUUUGGUUCCAGCCCGGAUACCUAACCGGCCCGGGUAUCAAGGUGGUUCUCUUCGGUGGCAUGCCUUAAGUAGUUGCUCAUAGCGCCGAUUGUUUCAUACGGGGACUCCAUCUCCAUCAGAGACGCACAUCUCCGUGGCUUGCGUCUUCCAUCAAACGCCAGCCGUCAUGAAUCUAC
This is a messenger RNA of Colletotrichum navitas, 1110 nucleotides long. RefSeq lists its product as uncharacterized. The record is from RefSeq and is a predicted model, not a curated record. Bases 180 to 851 code for a protein of 223 amino acids. The transcript has a single exon. NCBI's taxonomy places the organism in Eukaryota, Fungi, Ascomycota, Sordariomycetes, Glomerellales, Glomerellaceae.